Labrus bergylta (ballan wrasse) is the source of this 3542-nucleotide messenger RNA. RefSeq names its product angiotensin I converting enzyme 2 (gene ace2). Gene Ontology annotation, cellular component: plasma membrane. Lineage: Eukaryota; Metazoa; Chordata; Actinopteri; Labriformes; Labridae. The record is from RefSeq and is a predicted model, not a curated record. Gene Ontology annotation, biological process: proteolysis. Gene Ontology annotation, molecular function: metallopeptidase activity; peptidyl-dipeptidase activity.
AGAGCAGUGUCCAAACCCAUCAGAGUCUGUUUGUGAAGCAGUCAAGAUGUCAGCCAGGACUCUGGUAGCGUUGCUGGCUGUGACCUGCGUUGUUUAUGCUCAAACAGAUGUGGAUAACAAGGCGAGUGAGUUCCUGAAGAGGUUCGAUGAAGAGGCAAGCGUGCAGCUCUACAACUACUCGCUGGCAUCAUGGGCCUACAACACCGACAUCACACAAGAGAACUCAGACAAACUGGCAGAAGCGGGGCAAAUUUGGAGCAAUUUUUACACAAAAAUGUCAGAGGAGUCAGCGAAAUACCCCAUAGACCAGAUCACAAUUCCAGAAAUCAAAUUACAGCUCAUCUCGCUCCAAGACAAAGGAGCUGGAGCGCUUUCCCCGGAUAAAGCUGCACAUCUGAGUAAGGUGAUGAGUGAGAUGAGUACGAUCUACAGCACAGCCACAGUGUGUCUCAUCGAUGACCCUCUGAACUGCCAGACUUUGGAGCCAGGCCUGGAGCACGUGAUGGCCUCUAGCGAAGACUACGCUGAGCGUCUGCACGUGUGGGAGGGAUGGAGGAGGGAGGUGGGGAAGAGGAUGAGGCCGCUGUACGAAGACUACGUGGAUCUGAAGAACGAAGCCUCCAAACUGAACGGUUUUGAAGACUAUGGAGCCUAUUGGAGAUAUAACUACGAGACCAUUGAAGAUGACGUUCAGUUCAAGUACACCAGGGAUCAGCUGAUGGAAGACGUCCGCGCUGUAUACAAAGAGAUCCUGCCCUUAUACAAAGAGCUGCACGCCUAUGUGAGAGCCAAACUCAUGGAGAAGUACCCUGGACACAUCGACUCAAAGGGGACUCUGCCAGCCCACCUGCUCGGUGACAUGUGGGGACGAUUCUGGACCAACCUGUACUCUCUGUCCACCCCUUACCCUUUGAAAGAAGACAUAGAUGUCAGCCCAAACAUGGUGACGGAGGGCUGGGAUACAGAUCGGCUUUUCGAAGAAGCAGAGAAGUUUUUCAUGUCUGUCGGCCUGUACCAGAUGUUCCCAAACUUCUGGAAUAAUUCCAUGUUCACCAAACCUGAUGGACGCAAGGUGGUCUGCCACCCCACUGCCUGGGACAUGGGCAACAGAGAGGACUUUAGGAUCAAAAUGUGCUCCAAGGUCAACAUGGACGACUUCCUGACGGUGCACCACGAGAUGGGUCACAACCAGUACCAGAUGGCAUACCGUAACCUGUCCUACCUGCUGAGGGACGGAGCCAACGAGGGUUUCCAUGAGGCCGUCGGAGAGAUCAUGUCCCUCUCUGCUGCGACGCCCAAACACCUGAAGAGCCUGGGCCUCCUGUCUGAUGACUUCAUUUAUGAUAACGAAAUUGAGAUCAACUUCCUGCUGAAACAAGCGCUCACCAUCGUGGCCACACUGCCGUUCACAUACAUGCUGGAGGAGUGGAGGUGGCAGGUGUUUGCAGGGAACAUCACCAAGGACGAGUGGAUGGAGCGCUGGUGGGAGAUGAAGAGGGAGCUGGUUGGUGUUGUGGAGCCAGUGCCAAGAGAUGAGACCUACUGCGACCCCCCCGCUCUGUUCCAUGUGUCAGGAGAUUACUCUUUCAUUAGGUACUUCACCAGAACCAUCUACCAGUUUCAGUUCCAGAAAGCGCUUUGCGAUGCAGCGGGUCAUACAGGCGCCCUGUCCUCAUGUGACAUCACCAAUUCAAAAGACGCAGGAACCAAGCUCAGGAGUAUGUUGGAGCUGGGAAGGUCCCAGUCCUGGACCAGGGCUCUGCAUACGAUUUCUGGUGAUAUUAAGAUGGACGCACGCCCCCUGCUGGACUAUUUCCAGAAGCUCUAUGACUGGCUGAAGAAGGAAAACGAGAAACACAAAAGGACUGUCGGCUGGGACACAGAAGUAGACCCAUAUUCCGAGUACGAGAUUAAAGUGAGACUGAGUUUAAAGGCCGCUUUGGGAAAGAACGCUUACACCUGGAACGACAACGAGCAGUUCCUGUUCAAGGCCAACAUCGCGUACGCUCUGAGGCAGUACUACAGCCAAAUGAACAAGACCAUGGCUUUCACAUCUGAAAACGUACUCACAUUUAAAAACACUCCCAGAAUCUCCUUCUACAUGGUGGUCACAAAUCCAGACUCUCUCUCCUCGUAUGUCCCAAAGAAAGACGUGGAGGAUGCCAUACGGUUAAGUCGAGGGCGAAUCAAUGAUGCCUUCCAGUUGGAUGACAUGACGCUGGAGUUUGCAGGAAUCCCCCCGACCCUGGCCACUCCCGUGGAGCAGCCGUGGGAGGUGUGGCUGGUGGUGUUCGGGGUGGUCAUGGGAAUCGUGGUUCUAGCAGGAGUCUACCUCGUGGUCUCUGGGGUCAGGGAGCGCAAGAAGAAACCUGAGAAGAGCAGUGUGGAGAACCCCUACGACACCACCGUGGAAGGACAAACUAACAAAGCCUUUGACGACAGCGACAAUGAACAAACUGGAUUGUGAGGUCAACGAUGUCACUGAAGAAAAGAGAGAAGGUGUCCUCAUUUCUAAAGUAGAUUAAACUCAUCCAAAAAAAACAUCCACAGAAAUGCUAAAUGUUUCUACGAGAGGAACAUUUAUUUGAAGAGGAUUUUGACUUUUUUGUAAAGUGCCUAGCCUUGAUAAAUUAUUAAAUUAUUAUAUAUUUAAUCUUUGUACAUUUAGUGUGUAAUUAUUCUCAGACUUAUCAAACUCAAAUAAGGGAAACUGAACAUGAGAUCACUCCACUUGAAUUCAGUUGGUGUUAUUUUGUGAGCAUCCAUAUUUUGGAAGCUUUUUUUUUUAGUUUACUUAUUGAAAGAAUGUUGCCUCUUUACGAUGUACUUUUUGUAAACUAUAAUAAACUAUAAAAAUCGGCAACUAUUAAUGUCCUUUGGGACAAUCUGAACAUACAUGAAAUCAAUCCAAAAACGGAAUAAAUAUACUUUAAAAUGUAAAUAUCAUACUUUGAAUAGUAAUUAAAUUAUUCAUGCUCAGGACAGAUAUUAAUUGUGUGUCUCCUUUGAUUCAGUCAGUGUUAUUUGAAUUUGUGCUUCUUACUUGCUAUAUGGGUUUGUCAAAUAUAAAAAAAAGAAGGCAUGGCACACUUUCUUUUUAAUCAAACUACAUUUCACACGAUGAUAGCUUUAUAACACAUGUAAAUGUGGUUCACUAUUAAGUGUUGGUGUCAAACUUUAUUUACAGUGCAACAUCUCUCACAGGAGACAAUUAUUCUUCAACAAUGCUUUCAGGUGAUUUGUUGUCAUUUGCAGAAUUUUAUCUUAUCAAAACCUUUCCGGCAGGAUCUGUUUCUUGUUGAUGUGAAUACUCAGAUGAUAUAAGUGCCAUGCAGCUCAGAUUCAGGAUGCAAGAGUCCAUCAAAAGGAGAAUGAUUCUUUUUUUCCACACUGUUUCCUUUAAUCUUUUGUAAAAGCCUGUGAUUGUCUGAUUUUUUGUAAACUUUUUCAUACUUGAACUUGUUUUAAAAUAUCAAAUUGAAUGUUGUCAAUGUACGCUUGGUAUGAAGGUGCAUGAUAAAAUAAAAACAUACUAAAGAACG